Ornithorhynchus anatinus (platypus) is the source of this 1417-nucleotide messenger RNA. It is a transcript of the gene TDP2, whose product is annotated as tyrosyl-DNA phosphodiesterase 2. Gene Ontology annotation, cellular component: cytoplasm; PML body. The coding region runs from base 40 to 1140 and encodes 366 amino acids. Gene Ontology annotation, biological process: double-strand break repair. Gene Ontology annotation, molecular function: protein binding; single-stranded DNA binding; 5'-tyrosyl-DNA phosphodiesterase activity. The record is from RefSeq and is a predicted model, not a curated record. The transcript has 7 exons. NCBI's taxonomy places the organism in Eukaryota, Metazoa, Chordata, Mammalia, Monotremata, Ornithorhynchidae.
GCGGGCUUCCGCCUGAGGCGGCGCGCGGCCCCCGGCGCCAUGGCGGAGCUGGCCGAGGCGCCUUCCGGCCCGACCCCCGCCCGGGCGUCCGGAGAAGGACGGGCACCGGCCCAGGGGGACGAGGGGGACGAGGGGGACGAGGGGGCCCGGGCCCGACUCUGCGACCGGUUCGUCGCCAUCGCGGGCUGCGAGCGGGAGGUCGCCCGGGCCGCCCUGGAGGGCCGCGCCUGGAGCCUCGACAGGGCCCUGGACGCCUACUUCGACGACCCCCCGAGCAGAGGCGGCGGCCCCGAGCCCCCCGUCGCCCCGCCGCCUUGCGUGGACCUGACUGACGACUCUCCCGCCGGGGCCUCCGGUUCCGCCGCCGCCGGUGAAGACGACGACGGUACCUUCAGUGUCGUUUCCUGGAAUGUCGACGGCCUCGACUUGAACGAUUUGUCAGAGAGGGCCAGGGCCGUGUGCUCCUAUUUAACUCUGUACAGUCCAACCGUGGUGUUCCUUCAGGAAGUUAUUCCCCCCUAUUACGACUACCUUAAGAAGAGAGCGACUGGUUACACGAUCGUUCCAGGUUGUGAAGACGGCUAUUUCACCGUCAUAAUGCUGAAGAAAUCGAGGGUCAAGUUGAUAAGCCAAGAAAUCACACCUUUCCCAGAAACCCAAAUGAUGAGAAACCUUCUGAGUGUGCAGGCGAAGAUCCUGGGCAACGAGCUCUGUCUCAUGACCUCCCACCUGGAGAGCACCAGAGAGUCCUCCGAGGAGCGAGUCAACCAGCUGAGGACCGUGGUGAAGAAGAUGCAGGAGACGCCCGAGGCGGCGACGGUCAUCUUCGGGGGCGACACCAACCUGAGGGACUCGGAGGUGUCGAAACUGGGCGGCCUGCCCGCCGACAUCCUGGAUAUCUGGGAAUUCCUGGGCGAGCCCGAGUCCUGCCGCUACACGUGGGACACCCAGGCCAACUGCAACCUGAGGGUCCGCUACAAGCGCAAGCUCCGUUUCGACCGCCUGUUUUUCCGGGCGGCGGCCCAGGGGGGCCGCGUCGUCCCCCGCAGCCUGGACCUGCUCGGGACGGAGAAACUGGACUGCGGCCGCUUCCCCAGCGACCACUGGGGCCUCCUCUGCCACUUCGACGUCGUCUCGUGAAGCGCCUCCCCCGCCCCGGGCCCCGUCCCUCCUCCCGGGACCUCGCCCUCCCACCUGCCCGGAGAGACGGGAGGGAGAGGGUUCCCUUCCCGCUCUCGCUCGCCGCCGCCGCCCACUCCUCUCUGGUCUCGAUUUUCCUCCCACCCAGCCCCACGGUCUCGAGGACGCGUUCCGGGCGGAUCUUCACGCCGGUUUCCCCUUCAGCGCGAAUCCGGACGGUCCCCCGAUUUCUUUUUAAGCGCGGUUCCCUUUUAAAUAAAAUCUCGCGGAGUCCGCC